AUUUCGCUGUCCACUAAUACAAUCACACAUUAGGUCUAAUAGGUCUAUUAAGUAAUAAGGAACUAAGUUUUUUUUUUGUUUGUUUUAUUUAAACUCUUGUAAUUACAUCUAAUUAAAUACGGAGCUAAUGAAUUAUUGAAAAGUAAAAUAAAAAAAAAAACGAGAUCAUCAUGAGCACUUUUAUUAUGGUUAUACUUGGCCUGUUAAUGACGACAUGUCAUGGUCAAUAUCAGCAGCCAUCUUUGCAAGCAGGCGGUUACGAAGACUAUGAGAAUGGUUUCAAAAGACAAGAAGAAAUACCUCGAAAUUAUGAUAACGUACCCGUACAAAGGGGUGAAAAACAACCAGCAGCAAAACCAACCCCUCCAGUUGCGAUAUUAAAGCAAAUAAAUCGGCACAAUGAAGAUGGUUCUUACACUUACGGAUUUGAAGGAGCAGAUGGUUCUUUUAAAAUAGAAACCAAGCUUGCAAAUGGCGAAGUGAAGGGUAAAUAUGGUUUUGUCGAUGAUACUGGUAAAGUCCGAGUAGUUGAAUACGGUGCAAACCAAUAUGGAUUCCAACCCUCUGGAGAAGGAAUAACUGUCGCACCCCCAACUUUAGUUGACGAUUCAACGGACAAAAAUCAGCAGCCACUUGAUUACGAUUACCCUCAAGAACCAGCGAAUGCUAAGCAACAAAUUCCGCGACCAGCACCACCACCACCCCAACCCCCAGCACCAAGACCUGUAUCACGCCCUCAGUAUCACGAAAACGAAGCUUAUGCUCCACAACCAAAAGUACCGAUAUUUACUCCAGCUGCCAGUGGACAGUCGCAGUUUUCACAGCAAUUUGAUUACGCGGAUCGACCACCCGUUUCUCAGGCACUCAAUCAAGGACCUGUGCAAUUUAGCCCAGCUCCUGCGCGGGAAGCUCAACCUAGUCAGACUCGUAAUGUUCAACGAGCGGCACACAAUGCGGGUAUUCUUGAUCAAUUAGCUAGAGAAUAUGCACUUCCUCAGAAUGCUGCGACGCCUUUACAUGACAUAAGUUUUGGAUAUUACUAAUAAGUAAUAAUUAUAAUUGUUUUUAUGACGUUAGAAAAAAAUUUAUUAAAAGACAACAGGGUAUGAGUGAAAAAUAUUUUCAUUUCUGACAGGCUGGGGUGAAUCUUACAAAUAAUUUUUUUUUUUUAAUUUAUGAAGUCAUUAAAUUUUUAAAUAUUUUGUAAAAUUGUUAAUUAUAUUUAGAUGAUUUAAUUAUUUAGCGGAAAUUGGGGCAAAAUGGGACACGAAGUUUAAGGACAAAAAAAUUGCUUUAAAAAAAAAAUGUUUGCACAGUUUGUUGAUACGAAUGGAAAAAGUUUUAGCUUAGUCUGGGCGGCAAAAAUUUUAAAUUUUUGAAAGAAAAAAAGAAAUUUCAAAUUGACCACAACUUGCCCCAUUUUUUUCUAUGGAUUGUAAGCGAGGAUAAAAAAAAAGAAACAUUUUUUUGACAGAAAACUGGCGGCCCAUUUUACCCCUGUUUUUUACUAUAUCUACAAAAAAUAUAAUAUAAGUGUAAGAUUCACUCCAGAUUUGAAUUGACUAUUUAUUGUACUGUGAAAA
Messenger RNA from Microplitis demolitor, 1583 nucleotides. RefSeq lists its product as uncharacterized. Gene Ontology annotation, molecular function: structural constituent of chitin-based larval cuticle. The transcript has 2 exons. Gene Ontology annotation, cellular component: chitin-based extracellular matrix. NCBI's taxonomy places the organism in Eukaryota, Metazoa, Arthropoda, Insecta, Hymenoptera, Braconidae. The record is from RefSeq and is a predicted model, not a curated record. The coding region runs from base 171 to 1043 and encodes 290 amino acids.